This is a messenger RNA of Exophiala bonariae, 300 nucleotides long. RefSeq lists its product as uncharacterized. The transcript has 2 exons. The record is from RefSeq and is a predicted model, not a curated record. Lineage: Eukaryota; Fungi; Ascomycota; Eurotiomycetes; Chaetothyriales; Herpotrichiellaceae. The coding region runs from base 1 to 300 and encodes 99 amino acids.
AUGGAAGCAUCCAAAAACUGGUACAACAGGCAGUACGAAAGCUGGGUUCCAUGGGUCGAAGACAAGGUCCUCGGCUGGUGGGGUGAGAAUAAGACGAGCUACGUUGCCAAAGACAACCUCUCAAAGACGAAAGUCACUGGCGAUAAGAAUGUCGAUGCCAUCCAAGAUGGUGUCAAUGAGGGUGUCGGGGGCCAACUGGGAAAAGGCGGUCUCCUUGAGGGCGUUGGCAACCUCACUUCCAAAGAGGUUUUCACUCGUUCUGAACGCGAGGGAAAGAACGACAAGGGUGGAUAUAUCUGA